Actinia tenebrosa (Australian red waratah sea anemone) is the source of this 907-nucleotide messenger RNA. RefSeq names its product SH3 domain-binding glutamic acid-rich-like protein 3. The record is from RefSeq and is a predicted model, not a curated record. NCBI's taxonomy places the organism in Eukaryota, Metazoa, Cnidaria, Anthozoa, Actiniaria, Actiniidae. Gene Ontology annotation, cellular component: cytoplasm.
ACAGUAGUAAGAUUAGCCUUUGAAGUGUCAGGGUGUAGCCAGUUCUUCUUCUAUACAUUUUUCUGCAGUAGUAUCAUUGUCGUCUCUUCUUCCUAAAUCACCACAAAAUGUCUAAAAUCACAGUCUAUAUUUCCACAGUUUCGAGCAAUUUGGAGUUAAAGAAGCAUCAACAAAAGAUUGAAUGCAUACUUGGCAACAACUACAAAGGCUGUGACAUUGAAUAUAUCGACAUAGCAACUUCUGUAGACCUCAAACAGAAAAUGCGAGAAGUAGCUAAUGAUCCCAAAGCACUUCCACCACAGUUUGCUAAAGGAGACAAGUAUCUUGGGGAUUUUAACGCUUUCGAUAAUGCAGUUGAAGAUGAGGACAUAGCAGGAUUUUUACAGAUUUGAGCAAAAUUUCAUUCAAUAACAGUCCAUGUAGUUGCAGAAUGCAUGAACAACGAUAGAAGAAUCAUGCGACUGAAUUAAUACAAGGCCAUAAAAACUAUUAAGAUAACAUUAUCAAUCAAGCAAUUUAUACUUUGUAAGAUUCAGUAAAUUUCCAAGAAUGUUGAAUUCUUAAUAUACACAGUUUAUUUCACAUUUUUGUCACAAUAUCAACUUUAAUAACACAGGAAAUUUUUUCAUGAUUCCCAUUCUGGCAAAUGUUUGGGUAAUUUCUGGGACUUUUAUGGGAAAUUCACAUAAAUUCCCAUGAUUGGGAAAAUGCAACAAAAUCUAAGGUUGGGAAAAAAUUGUAUUCCUUUCUGAAAUCCCCAAGAUUUGGGUUGUGAUUUCCCAAUAAUUUCCCAAAGUUCCCAUUUGGGAAAUUGAAAAAGUUUCCUGUGAUAACAUGCACCUUCUAAAAUUAUGCCAUAAAAUAAACACAAAAUGUUUGAGAAUUAAAUGAUACGUUUUUUAGUGGA